AUGCGUGAGGCUGGUUUCACAGAGCAGCGAUUACUUCCCGCUUUCAGCAGUGGUCGGAUCACGGCUCGACGCCUUUCAGAGCCACCAUGGCCUCCUGGGGAGAAAGUGAAGAGCAUGGCACAAGGAGCAUCAGAGGCUGUGAAGAACAAACUGGGGAUGAUCAACGACAAUGAUAAUAAGAACAAGAACCCUUUUGACAGGAAGAAUCUUAAUAACAACAACUAG
This is a messenger RNA of Eruca vesicaria subsp. sativa (arugula), 225 nucleotides long. The record is from the annotation of a GenBank genome assembly. NCBI's taxonomy places the organism in Eukaryota, Viridiplantae, Streptophyta, Magnoliopsida, Brassicales, Brassicaceae.